Molecule: messenger RNA, 1290 nt
Organism: Aspergillus thermomutatus
Lineage: Eukaryota; Fungi; Ascomycota; Eurotiomycetes; Eurotiales; Aspergillaceae
Exons: 1
Coding region: 1-1290 (429 amino acids)
Source: RefSeq, a predicted model, not a curated record
AUGCCUCAUAUCGCAAACACACCCGAGUCCGUACUGUCUCGCUCGGAUUCACUAGACCCAGCCACGACAUGCAGAGGCGUCACCGCAAAUGGCCGACCAUGUCGCCGUGCCCUAGCUGCCUUUACAGGACCGCAAAAAGACACAGCUUCGGCUUCCAUGUACUGCUGGCAGCACAAAGAUCAAGCGGUACCAGUACCAGCGUCGAAUAAUCCGAGAUCAACCCGCCCCUCACAGAACCCACGGCCGAAGCCGCGAACAAGCAUUGACACUUUGAUGGACCGGCUGGGCGUUCUGGAGAUCAACGACCCGCAGGAGAAACCAGCCCAGUACCGACGCCGGAAACCAAAAAAGCGGACAGUAUGUUGCUGUUUCGAGAUCGCGGAAGAAGUCGAGGACGAGCGGCCUCCGAGGCCUGUGAAAGUGAGCACGACUGCGAACACGGCAGAUGCCCGUCCGUCACGGCCUAUGCAGCAGGUCUCAUCCAGCUCGUAUCCUGGACGACCUACGCCGCCGGCCCAGAAACCAUCAUCACAGUCGACAUUACUACCGCCUCGGCCAACAUCCCACCGGCCAUCGCUGCAGAGUAGCCCGGCGUCUUCCUCCUCACACACGACGACCCUCCUCGCAUGGAUCCCUCCAACACUAACCCCGCAGACAACCUCUUGCCUGCUCACGGAGCUGGCGAAGCCCAUCUCCGAAGCGGACGAACCGGGCUACAUAUACAUGUUCUGGGUGACGCCGUCGAACUCCAUGUCAUCGCCGCCUCCCGCUGAAGUCGCCAGAUCGCUCGUUCCGGAAGCCCACAGAUCAGCGCACACGCACCGCGUCAGCGACGCACUCCAAACAGCGCGCGAGAUGAAUGCCCUAACCUCCAAACCGACCAGUCAGGCAUCUGGUACCAUCCGCCUGAAGAUCGGCCGGACGAGUAACGUGCAGCGUCGACUGAAUGAGUGGUCAAGGCAGUGUUCGCAUCAUCUGACUCUGAUCCGUUACUACCCGUAUACACCAUCGACGCCGUCUCCUUCGCCGGGUCGAUUGCAGUCUGAAGGAAAUCGGGGGAAUAGCUACGCGUCCUUAGAGCCGGGGAGGAAAGUGCCCCAUGUCCAUCGCGUGGAACGACUGAUUCAUCUUGAGCUGGGAGAUGUCAGGGUUCGGGAUCUGGGGCGGUGCGAGGAGUGUGGGAAGGAGCACCGGGAGUGGUUCGAGGUUGCAGCGGAGAAACAAGCGUUGAAACGGGUGGACGAGUGUAUCAGAAGAUGGGUGGAGUGGGCAGAGAGUCAGAGGCUGUGA